Messenger RNA from Humulus lupulus (European hop), 3008 nucleotides. RefSeq names its product U-box domain-containing protein 6-like. Gene Ontology annotation, biological process: protein ubiquitination. Gene Ontology annotation, cellular component: nucleus; cytoplasm. The coding region runs from base 481 to 2802 and encodes 773 amino acids. The record is from RefSeq and is a predicted model, not a curated record. Lineage: Eukaryota; Viridiplantae; Streptophyta; Magnoliopsida; Rosales; Cannabaceae. Gene Ontology annotation, molecular function: protein binding; ubiquitin-protein transferase activity. The transcript is spliced from 6 exons.
UUUUGAAACGCCCAAAUCAGCUUCUGGUUUCUUUUCUCCCCUUUACCAGUUUCAAUAAAUGCUUAGUCUGAUUAUUAUUAUUAUUUUUCUUCGUCUUCUUAAACAUUUAGUUUCAAUUUCUUGAGGAUUUUUAUCGUCUGGAAUCUGGAUCAACUGUGCAGUGUUCUCUUUCAACUUUUUGUUCGUAUAAAAAUAAUUAUUUUCGUAAAUAUUCCUGCUUUUCGUUUGGUUGCUGGGAAAAUGUUAAGAAAAAUGGUUUAAGUUUUUCAGCAAAAUUUAAUUUUAACAAAGUUGUUCCGCCAGUGAAUUGAGAAUGACAAAACUUGUUGAUACAGUAAAAACUCCCUUUUAAUUUUUGAUCCCUACUUAACUGCAAUCAUUGCAAUUUGAAAAUGGGUAUCAACUCAUUGGGUUCCUAUUAGUAACUAGUUAGAGGGCGUUAUAAACUUAUACGACACUUUUUCACUCCGGGCUCAAAAAAUGGAUAUUAAUGAUGUCGAAGAAAAUCUGUUUGCUGCUAGUGAUGCAAAGUUACAUGGAGAAAUGUGCAGGACCCUUUCCUCAAUUUAUUGCAAAAUACUGCCAAUUUUCCCUUCGUUGGAAGCAGCUCGGCCUAGAAGCAAAUCUGGGAUUCAAGCUUUAUGUUCAUUGCAUGUAGCACUUGAGAAGGCCAAGAAUGUUCUUCAACAUUGCUCUGAGUGUAGUAAACUUUACUUGGCUAUAACAGGAGAUUCUGUGCUUACAAAAUUGGAGAAGGCAAGAUGUGCUCUUGAAGAUAGUCUUAGGCGUGUUGAAGACAUUGUUCCACAAUCUAUUGGUUGUCAGAUUCAAGAGAUUGUUGGUGAACUUGAGGGUACUUCAUUCUCGCUUGAUCCCUUGGAGAAACAAGUAGGUGAUGAUAUAAUUGCACUGCUUCAGCAGGGGAGAAAAUUUGACAACUGUAGUGACAGUAAUGAGUUGGAAUCAUUUCAUCAGGCUGCUACUAAGCUUGGAAUUACCUCUUCCAGGGCAGCUCUUACAGAGAGAAGAGCUUUGAAAAAACUAAUAGAAAGAGCUCGUGCUGAGGAGGAUAAACGGAAAGAGUCUAUUGUGGCUUAUCUUUUACAUCUUAUGAGAAAAUACUCCAAGUUGUUUAGAAGCGAAUUCUCAGAUGACAAUGAUUCUCAGGGUUCUGCGCCAUGUUCUCCCACUGUCCAGGGUUCUAUUGAUAUUGUGGAGCCUGGGGGAAAUGGUCACGCCUUUGAUCGACAGUUAUCAAAACUUAGUUCUUUCAACUUCAAGCCAAACAAUAGGAGAUCAGGACAGAUGCCUCUUCCACCAGAAGAAUUGAGGUGUCCAAUAUCUCUGCGGCUUAUGUAUGAUCCAGUCAUCAUUGCUUCUGGUCAAACAUAUGAAAGGAUUUGCAUUGAAAAAUGGUUCAGUGAUGGGCAUAAUACCUGCCCAAAAACUCAACAAAAGCUUUCUCAUCUUUCUUUGACUCCCAAUUACUGUGUCAAGGGUCUUGUUGCUAGUUGGUGUGAUCAGAAUGGAGUUUGUGUUCCCGAUGGUCCUCCAGAGUCUCUUGAUCUUAACUAUUGGAGGUUAGCUCUAUCCGAGUCUGAGACCACAAAUUCAAAAUCUAUGGGUAGUGUUAACUCUUGCAAGUUUAAGGGGGUUAAGGUGGUUCCUUUGGAAGAAAGUGGUACUUUAGGUGAGGCUGAUGGAAAUGAAACUGAAAAUGUUUGUCCACUAGAGGGAGAGUCUGAGCUCAAUGUGCCUGAAAGUUAUCAGGAUUUUUUGACUGUCUUGAAUGAAGGAGAAGACAUGAGGAUAAAGUGCAAAGUGGUGGAGAAAUUAAGGCUCUUGCUGAAGGAUGAUGAAGAAGCUAGGAUAUAUAUGGGAGCUAAUGGGUUUGUUGAAGCACUUAUGCAGUUUCUCAACUUAGCUGUGCGGAUAGGAAAUGAUGUUGCUCAGGAAAGUGGAGCAAUGGCUCUUUUCAACCUUGCUGUCAACAAUAACAGAAACAAGGAAAUGAUGCUGGGGGGUGGUAUAAUUUCAUUACUGGAGGAAAUGAUCUCCUCUACCAAUUCUCAUGGUUUUGCCACAGCACUAUAUUUGAAUCUUUCCUGCCUUGAAGAAGCCAAACCUAUCAUUGGGUCAUCUCAGGCUGUUCCUUUCUUAACCCAGCUCCUUCAAACUAAUACUGAUGUUCAGUGCAAGCUUGAUGCCCUCCAUGCCCUGUACAACCUGUCUAGUGUGCCCGCCAAUAUCCCAAAUCUACUUUCAUCUGGCAUUAUCAGUAACCUUGAAUCCCUUGCAGCCUCUGGUGACAGCACAUGGACAGAAAAGUGCUUAGCAGUAUUUUUAAAUUUGGCUUCGAGUCAAUCAGGACAAGAUGAGAUGGUGUCAACGCCAGGCAUUAUUGGUGUACUUGCAACGAUGUUGGAUGCUGGUGAACCCAGUGAGCAAGAACAAGCUGUAUGCUGUCUGUUACUUUUAUGUAAUGGGAAUGAUAAAUGCUGUCAAAUGGUCUUACAAGAAGGUGUAAUACCAGGACUAGUUUCGAUUUCAGUUAAUGGGACCACGAGAGGAAAAGAUAAGGCACAGAAACUUCUCAUGUUGUUUCGUGAACAACGACAGCGAGACCAAGUCCAAUCAUCUCCAGACGAGGAGGAAGAGCAAAUGCCUUCUGAAAGUAGUGAGAUGUCUAUGCCGCCAGCUCCCGAAUCCAAGCCUUAUUGUAAAUCCAUUUCAAGAAGAAAGAUGGGCAAAGCUUUCAGCUUUCUGUGGAAGACCAAGAGCUACUCUGUCUCCCAGUGUUAAACCUCACGGUGUUGUAAAUUUUAGUUGUAUCAACUUCUUUCUUUUGUCCUCUUCUUAAGGGCAUUACUAUUUUUUGCUUUUCAAAGAGAAGAAUGUACAGGCCCCUGUAAUUUAUGAGUUUUUGUUUCUUUAUGUCAUUUUCUUUUCAGCUAGGAAUACAUGUAUUAUUAUGAAUAUCACAAUCAAAGCUUUAGAUUACAUGUGUA